Saprolegnia diclina VS20 is the source of this 1195-nucleotide messenger RNA. RefSeq lists its product as hypothetical. The transcript is spliced from 4 exons. Lineage: Eukaryota; Oomycota; Saprolegniomycetes; Saprolegniales; Saprolegniaceae. Bases 11 to 1111 code for a protein of 366 amino acids. The record is from RefSeq and is a predicted model, not a curated record.
CCAAAUUUAAAUGCCAGGCGACGCAGCGGCCAAGCGCGAACUCCAGCGCAACAAGCAGCGCGAGUUCCGCGCCAAGGUCCAGCACCAGCUCAGCUUCCUCCGCGACCGCGUUGCGACCCUCGAGACCGAGCUCCAGACGCUCAAGCGCGACAAGGCGCUCGGGCUCUCGUGGGUCGACGUUGCACGGGCCAUGCGCAAUGACGUCAAGGUCGAGCAGCGCGCGACCAAGAAGCUCAAGGCGUCCGUGGCCGACCAAGCCGCCUUUCUCGAGGCUAUGCUGCGCUGGGUCCACUCGCUCUACCCGGCCGUCGAGCGAUCGCCGUCGGCGUAUCCGCUCUGGUUCAACGUCGGUCUCGGCGGCAGCGACACGACGCGCCGCGCGGCCUUGGACUGGAUCACGCAGCACAUGUACUUCCACACGCCCACGGUGCUCUGCGCCGCGGGCUUUCACCCGACCGACCGGUUCCCGAGCCAGAAUUUUGUAUUCGACACGUCCAAAGGGUACAACGAGUACAUUUACACGGACCGACGCUUCAUUCCCGCGAGCUUGGCGCGGGUCUUUGCUGCGUACAAGCACCUUUACCACACCAACUCGGUCGAGUUUGUCGUCGCGGGUCGCAAGGUCCUCGAUCAAAAGCUCUUUGGCGACGAUUUUAUCUACAGCCGGCGCAAGUCCAAAAAGGACGGUAGCGUCCACCGCGAGUUUGUCUCGGACCACCAGGUCGUGCACGUCCAGCACAGCGUUCACGACGACAGCAGGCACCCACUGGGCGCGAUCCACCGCCACCGCACGACCUGGAUUGUGCUCGAUGCGAUCGCGCCAGAUGUGGUCAUGGAGACGCGGUACUUCCACAAGUCGCAAGCGUGGAUGCGGGAGAGUGGCUACGUGCCCAUCGAGGUCGAGGCCGACCUCACGGGGUACUUCAACGAGUACAAGGCGGCCGUGGACCGCGAUGACUUUGCCAUGCUGCCGCUCUCGGUGCAAGAAGACCAGCUCCGACUCCAUAUGGCCAAGACCUAUCCGCGCUGCAUGAAGAUCCUCAACUACGAACUCGAUCAAGUGCUGCGGGAGCAUGCUUCGCGCCAAGCUACAUCGAUCGAACUCGUUUAAUUUGAUGGCGUGAUCGGGUGCGGGAUACAGUCGUGUUAGCCGGCAGAAGAGCGAUCAUAAGGUGCAAGCUCGACCUGUUUCGAG